AACCACCAUUGAGGAGAUUCCUCUUCUUCUUCUCCUCCUCCUCCCCCUCCUCAUCUCCCAUCGCAAAUCCGGCCGCGAGCGCGCGCGAGCGCGACAUGCACCCCACGUUCGCGCGCGGCUUAAAUUAGGCAAGAGGCGCGCCACGGUCGCGCCUUCUUUGUCUCUCCCUUGUUUUUUUUUAAAUUUUUUUAUAAGCUGCGAGGCCGCGUCGUCCGCCAUUCUCUUCUUCUUCUUGUUGCACACCGCCGGCCGGCCGUGCGUAGUGCGUGGCAUGUCCGUGUUCCCCCUAGCAGCUGAUUGAUUUGAUUUGGUUUUUUUCUUUGCUUGAUUACUUCCUUCGAUCUUGCCCUGGUUGGUUGGUGGUGGUGGUGGGUUUUGCUAUCUCUGCGUGCGUGUUCCGGCCGUGUCGGCGGCGGCGAGCGUGAGGAGGCGCGGCGGCGGAGGCGGCGGUGAGCGAACGGCGGGUGCCACGUGCCCACGCCUUGCGCGCGAAGCUCGAGGCGGUGGGCUGGGUGAUGGUGCGGUUCCUCCGGCGCCAUAGCCUCGACAAGAACAGCGCGCAGUUCCAUCGCCAGCUGAGCCACGACAGCAGCAGCAGCAGCAGCGACACCGCCGACAUGCACGAGCCUCACGGCAAUGGCAGCGGGGGCACUCCCCCGCUGCCCAACGGGAGAGCCGCCGCCGCAGGCGCGCCGCGCUCCCGCUUCGGCCGCGACGGGCCGCCCUCCGAUUUGGACGUGAUGAAGGAGAGGUUCGCGAAGCUCCUGCUGGGCGAGGACAUGUCCGGCACCGGCAAGGGCGUGUCGUCGGCGCUGGCGCUGUCGAAUGCGAUCACGAACCUGGCGGCGUCCGUGUUCGGCGAGCACCGCAAGCUGGAGCCCAUGGCGCCGGACACCAAGGAGCGGUGGAAGAAGGAGGUCGGGUGGCUCCUCUCCGUCACCGACCACAUCGUCGAGUUCGUCCCCACCCGCCAGACCGCCGAGAACGGCACCACCAUGGAGAUCAUGUCCACCGCCCAGCGCCGCGACCUCCAGAUGAACGUCCCCGCCCUCCGCAAGCUCGACGCCAUGCUCAUCGGGUACAUGGACAACUUCGUGGACCAGAGCGAGUUCUGGUACGAGAAGGGAGGGGACAACAAGAGGGACGACGACAAGUGGUGGAUGCCGACGGUGAAGGUGCCGGCGGAGGGGCUAUCGGAGGUGACGAGGAAGUGGCUGCAGUACCAGAAGGAGUGCGUGAACCAGGUGCUGAAGGCGGCCAUGGCGAUCAACGCGCAGGUGCUGGUGGAGAUGGAGAUCCCGGAGGUGUACAUCGAGUCGCUGCCCAAGAAGGGCAAGACCAGCCUCGGCGACGCCAUCUACCGGAGCAUCACCGACGAGGAGUUCGACCCGAUCGAGUUCCUGGAAGGCGUGGACCUGUCCACGGAGCACAAGGUGCUCGACCUCAAGAACCGCAUCGAGGCGUCCACCAUCAUCUGGAAGCGCAAGAUGCAGACCAAGCAGGAGGCCAAGUCGUCGUGGGGCUCCAUCAUCAGCUUCGAGAAGCGCGAGCAGUUCGAGGAGCGCGCCGAGACCAUCCUCCACCUCCUCAAGCUCCAGUUCCCCGGCACCCCUCAGUCCCAGCUCGACAUCUCCAAGAUCCAAUACAACCGGGACGUGGGGUACGCGAUACUGGAGAGCUACUCGAGGGUGCUGGAGAGCCUGGCGUACAGCGUGAUGUCGAGGAUAGAGGACGUGCUGGGGGCGGACGCGGCGGCGCAGAACCUGACGGCGACGGAGGCGGCGAGGAGGCUGAUGGACGGGGACGCGGCGGCGAGGAAGCUGGACGCCAUGGAGGAGCUGGAGAAGCUCAACGAGGCGCCGGCGUCCAUGACGCUCUACGACUUCAUGGGGUGGCACUUCGACCAGGACGAGCUCAUGAGGAAGAAGGAGGAAGGCACCCUCGACGAGGCCGGCGAGGCCAAGCUCAAGAAGGCCCCCAGCCUCGCCCCCAAGAAGUUCUCCUACGUCGACAGCCUCUCCGCCGGCGGCAUGAGGAGCCCCUCCGCGCGCCACUGAUCACCACCACCGCCGCCAUUACACUCUCUCUCACACGCACAAGAUGAUCGGCACCAUCGCCGGAGUCGGACAAGAUGACCGGCGCCGCCGCUUUCUUGCACGCUGUACAUAACCGAACUCGACGGACACUAGAGAUCAACGACGACACUGGAGUAGAGAUCAGCUUGAUUAUUAAUCUAAUCAGCAUCUAAUCUCUUCUUACCAAUGCCAAUUAAUGCUGGGAGGUAAUUACUAUUGAUUUCUUUUUUUUUCUUCCUUCUCCAUCUUUAUUCUAGAGGGGGAAAAGAACAAAGGUGGUUUCAUCUGCAAUACCUGCAAUUCGACGCCAUUGCUACUGAUCAUGUAACUAGUACUGGUUUGUACCAAGCAGUUCUGAGUUCUCUUGAAAAAAGGAGAAGAUGAACUCCUUGGGAUGUAUGUAUGUAACUGGGUGGACGGGGAACACACACUGUAUUCUUUCAUUUGUUUCAAACUAAUCUUUUUGUUACACUUGGUUUCCCAUCUUGAAAUGCCUGGUUCUUAUCCAAACUUAGGUCACACUGUAAACUGCAACAGAUUAUUUUUGUAGGUUUGUGCAAGUAAAAGCAUAUAAGAUUAUAUCAGAAAGUAGCCAGCCAAAAAAAAAAUCUGAAAUCUGAAAUAAGCCCAGUAGCACAUCAGAUUUAGCACUAUAUCGUGCUUUUACUCUUUAACACAAUUCAUGCACAACUCAAAAGAACAAUAUACUGGAAAAUGAAAAGGAUGGAAUUUUAUAACUUCCAACUGUCUCAUGCUUAUGACAUAAUAUACAAUUCACCUAAGCAACUCUUGCUCGACUCAUUUGGCACUUCAGAGAUCUCAGGUCACAAGGAAGCAAUUGCCUCAAGAGUAAAGACCAACCAAGCCCAACAACAUUUUGCCAACUGCUUGCUAUUUACUCCUUCCACCAACACGUAUGACCCAACAAUGGAAAGGCAAAGGAUUGACAGGAAAGGGUACAGGGAAAAAAAGGUAACCUCUUGUAUGAACUUCAGUGGCUAACUAACCCUCAACAUUUGUUUCCUCUAGGGGAAAAGAACAAACAAAAUCACUUGUUAGCAGUCAAAACCCACGCCAAGCAUUUACAAACAUUACCAAACAUCAAGGAAUAAGUGGAGCACUAUGUACAUCUGUUUAUACAUUAGUCAACUCUCUAGAUCAUUCUCUUGCCUGACUUGAACUGACGCAGUUGGGAUAGGCACAUUGUGCUCUAUAUAGUCAUCCGAAGCUUCCUCCUCAUCAUCAGAAGAUAGAGUAGACGGCCCCAUCCAUGACUUGAAACCAUCAUUAAUUCGCCUCUGCAUCUCUGGGGUUACUUCUAUUGUUGUCUCCAGCAUUUCUAGACCCACAUUGUGGGGAGUGUAAUCACCCUCAUCAAGGAUCACCGCAGCUUUCCUUCUCAAGAAGAAGGCAGUGCCAGCAUAUAGGAUUACCAAACCCCAUGCUGUAAUUUCAUAGCACCAGAAGAGAGGAACAGAACAA
This is a messenger RNA of Oryza sativa Japonica Group (Japanese rice), 3557 nucleotides long. RefSeq names its product rop guanine nucleotide exchange factor 10. Gene Ontology annotation, molecular function: guanyl-nucleotide exchange factor activity. The record is from RefSeq and is a predicted model, not a curated record. NCBI's taxonomy places the organism in Eukaryota, Viridiplantae, Streptophyta, Magnoliopsida, Poales, Poaceae.